Molecule: messenger RNA, 2988 nt
Organism: Parascedosporium putredinis
Lineage: Eukaryota; Fungi; Ascomycota; Sordariomycetes; Microascales; Microascaceae
Source: the annotation of a GenBank genome assembly
AUGGGCCCGUGGCCGGUUAGGCGGGAUUCACAUGCGGCGGGCGAGGCGGCCGUGGCCGCUGGUACUUCUUCGGUCCUCCCGCCCGAGGCACUGAGAUCGCACGCCCAACAGCGGCCCGUGAAGUUUGCGGAUCACCCAUAUGAUCCGAACUCCUCAGAGUCGGACUUUCAUCCUUCUAAGAGCCGGAAGCCUCAGCGGCGACCCCAGCAUUCGAGGUCCCUGAGCAACCCAUUCCCUUCAUUCUUUACUGGCAAUAAGAAGAAAAAGGUAGACGAUCAAGAAGACGAGACGUCGUCUCCCGGUGACGAGGAAGAGGACAACUCCGCGCCCCGAUACUCCAAAGAAAAGUCCCGUAGGCCGUCACACCGCUCCCAGCAUGGUCACAAUCCGAGCAAGGACUUUGCGUCGGGAUAUUGCAUGACAUGCGGUUCCAAAACGAGCUGGCCCAAAGAACUACAGACUUUUCGCUGUACGGUGUGUAUCACGAUCAAUGACUUGGUUCCAAGGCCCCCGCCGGAAGUGAGAGAAGGCCCUACAGGAUGGCCUCGUGCCUCUGCGUUCAGUGGAGGCCAGCUUUCGCCGACCUCGCCGAGCAUCCCCACGCCCCCGUUGCAAGACUCGGCAUCCUCUUCUACCCUGUCCCCAGCCAAGCCGAUAUCAACAUGCCAUACCAAACUCCUUGUCCGCCAAUGUCUGUACUCUUUCCUCAAGUCAGCUUUUGAGGAUGCUGACAAGCGCCGACAUACUUUUGACUUGAACCCUUUCCAUGGUGGGGAUAUGAAGUUACCUGCUGUUGAACCACCCCAGAAGUCUGGUACCCCCGAUUCCCAUUCGCCCGAACCCGCAACGUACGGUACACCGUGUACCAGCAUCUCCCGGCUACUCCCCACCAACGUGUUUGAUGAGUCUCUCCUCACUCCUGUUCGGUCCGGAAGCCAAGGACCCACCGACCUGCGUUCGCGUGAAUCGGCUCCCACUGAACCUGCGAUUGCUCAGCUCGACCCCAAGAUGCUGUUGGUUGGCGACAUUGCUGAGAAUGGGGCUUGGUGGAGUGGAGGGCAGGAUGGAUACUUUGUCCGACGAGCCGCUUCACAGAGACAAGAGAUUUCGCGAUCUCGGGUAUCCCAUAGAUCGCCUCAUCUGGACUGGGAAGAUCUCCAAGAUUGGUACAAUACCGUAAUCAGCGCCGCCGAGGGAUGGAGGAGUGCGUACGAUAAUCUCAUCUCUGAAAAGCCAGAAGAGUGGCAAUGCUUGUUCUCGGAGCAAAAACUACGAGACCUGGAGAUCCAGCUCCUCACGGCGCAGGUGCAUGUUCAAAGGGUACUCCUAAAAUCUACCGACGACCUCCUCAAGCGACCGGGCCGCCCCAUAUCAGAACCCGAUAGUUUACGAUUUCUUCUAAUCAUCCUUCAGAACCCGCUGCUCUACCCAAAUCCCCGCGUGUUUCGAGGCUGGUUGCAAUCACCCAAUUCUGAGAGCGCCAUCGCUCACGGCCCCCGAUCGUCACCGCCCAGGGCCGGGCUUCCAAGAAACCACUUCAAGCAAAUUAAGGACCUCGUUUCGGGGUUCCUCACCUACCGCCUUCUUCGGCAAUUCAGCGCAAAGCCGGAAACAAAAAUAGAUAUCACCAACGGACUCGUGCCUAGCCUAGAGAGCGGCCAUCGAACUGCCGCCGUCCUUCAUGCAGCCAUCGGCGAUGGCGCCGCACCGACGACCAAGGUCCCAACUGCAUGGACGAUGAGCCGUGACGACUGGCAAGUUCGGGCGGCCGCUCGUGUAAUGGCUUUCCUCUUCGCGGCGAAUAAUCUUCCCAUCCUUCCGACGAGCGACUUUUACGUCUCCCUUGCAGAUUCUGCCGAUCUCGUGGCGGACCUCAAGAUCAUAGCGGCAAAGAUACGGGUGAUGGAGCACGAAGCCAAACGGCAGAUGCUCACUAAAGCGCGUGACGCGUUCUUCGAUAGCAUCCUUAACCGGAAGAACGUGAACCAGUAUUGGAUCCUCCGCAUUCGCCGAGAUUGUCUUGUGGAAGACAGCCUUACCGGAGUGAGCGAAAUCAUCGGCAGCGGCAGCGAAGAUAUCAAAAAGAGCCUCCGUAUAGCCUUUUCCGGAGAGGAGGGAAUUGAUCAUGGUGGCCUACGAAAAGAGUGGUUUUUACUCCUUAUUCGGGAGGUCUUCAACUUGGACAAUGGCAUGUUUGUCUACGACGAGGAGUCAGGAUACUGUUACUUUAAUCCCCAUUCUUUUGAGACAUCUGAUCAGUUUUUCCUCAUUGGCGUCGUCAUGGGGCUUGCUAUCUAUAAUUCGACCAUCUUGGACAUACCCUUACCACCCUUCACCUUCCGGAAACUGUUGGCUACAGGACCAGCUCCCGCCCCAGGCUCGGCGGCGCAUCCCCGGCCGCUGCUGAGCUACGGUCUCGCCGAUCUCGCCGAAUUCAGACCACGUCUCGCCAAGGGACUCCAGCAACUUCUUGACUACGACGGUGACGUGGAGAGCACCUUUGGCCUCGACUUCGCUAUCGGCAUGGAAAAGCAGUUUGAACCGUUCAAGCGCGGUUUCUUCACAGUCUGCGGUGGGAAUGCGCUCAGCAUGUUCCGCCCGGAGGAGAUUGAGCUCCUCGUCCGUGGCUCCGCCGAGGCGCUCAACGUCGACGCGCUCAAGAGCGUUGCGGAGUACGAGGAUUGGGGCACGGAACAGCCUGCCGAAUCCGAACCCGCGGUGGGCUGGUUCUGGCAGACUCUUGCUGAGGCUGCUCCAGCGGACCAGCGCAAACUGCUCUCGUUCAUCACGGGUAGCGAUAGGAUUCCGGCCAUGGGAGCGUCGUCGGUCAAGAUCAAGGUGGGGUGCCUGGGGGAGGAUUGCGACCGGUUCCCUAUUGCGCGGACAUGCUUCAACAAGAUUGUCUUGUACAGAUACGGAUCGAGGGAGAAGCUGGAGAAGAUGGUGUGGACGGCAGUCUACGAGAGCGAGGGAUUCGGCUUACGAUAA